This is a messenger RNA of Rotaria sordida, 4113 nucleotides long. NCBI's taxonomy places the organism in Eukaryota, Metazoa, Rotifera, Eurotatoria, Philodinida, Philodinidae. The record is from the annotation of a GenBank genome assembly.
AUGAAUAAAUCCGUUAGCGAUGCACCAAAUAAAGAUGAAGAAACAUAUCAACUACUCGAACAACUUGAUCAUAUUCUUAAACGACCUGAAACAUAUAUUGGUUCAAAUAAACCAUGUCAUGAAGAAAUGUGGAUUCUUGAUGAAAAAAAUGAAGAAGGUCCAAAAAUUAUCAAAAAAGAAAUUACAUAUGUGCCUGGUCUCUACAAAAUUUUCGAUGAAAUUCUUGUUAAUGCUGCUGAUAAUAAACAACGUGAUUCAACAAUGACAUCCAUCGAAGUAGAUAUCAAUCAAGAAAAAGGUGAAAUAAAAAUUUGUAAUGAUGGUCGUGGUAUUCCUGUUCGUAAAUGGGCUCAAGAUGAAUCUAUUUAUAUUCCAACAUUAAUUUUUGGCAAACUUCUUACAUCAGAUAAUUUUAAUGAUAAUAAUAAACGAAUUACUGGUGGUCGAAAUGGUUAUGGUGCAAAAGUAACAAAUAUUUUUAGUACAAAAUUUACUGUUGAAACAUGUUCUAAAGAAUAUAAAAAAUCAUUUAAACAAACUUGGACAAAUAAUAUGCGUGAUCCACAAGAUGCAAUUAUAACUAAAACAAGUGAUAAUCCAAAAGAAUUUACUCGUGUUACAUUUAUACCUGAUUUAAAACGAUUUCAAAUGGAAAAAUUCGAUGAUGAUCUUGUUGCAUUAUUUAAACGUCGUGCUUAUGAUGUAGCUGUAUCAACUGGUUGUAAAGUAACACUUAAUGGCAAACGUAUUCCAGUAAAAAAUAUGAAAGAUUAUAUGUUAAUGUAUGUUGAAACAACAGAAAAAGAAAUUGCUUAUAAAAAAGUUAAUGAUCGUUGGGAAGUUGGUAUUGCAAAAUGUGAUUAUAAUAAUGGUUUUACACAAGUUAGUUUUGUUAAUUCAAUUUUAACAUCUGAAGGUGGUAAACAUGUUGAUUAUAUAACUGAACAAAUUUGUCCAAAACUUAUUGAACAUAUAAAAAAGAAAAGUAAAACAGCUGGUGAAAAUCUUAAACCUAUGCAAGUUAAAACGCAUUUAUUUGUAUUUGUUAAUUGUUUAAUUGAAAAUCCGGAAUUUGAAUCACAAGCAAAAAAACAAUUAGCAACAGAACGUAAACAUUUUGGUUCAACAUGUCCAUUAAAAGAAGAUGAAAAUUUUUUAAAAGAUAUUAUUAAAAAAACUGGUAUUGUUGAAUCAGUUAUUAAUUGGCUUGAACAUCGACAAGAUGCUAAAUUACAAAAACAAAGUGGAACAAAAACAUCAAAAUUAAAAGGUAUACCUAAAUUAGAUGAUGCAAAUGAUGCUGGAACAAAAAAUUCACAAUAUUGUACAUUAAUUGUAACUGAAGGAGAUUCAGCUAAAGCACUUGCUGUAGCUGGUCUUGGUGUUAUUGGUCGUGAUCGUUAUGGUGUUUAUCCAUUAAAAGGUAAAAUGUUAAAUGUUCGAGAAGCGACAACAAAAAAAAUGACAGAAAAUAAUGAAGUUUCACAAUUAGUUAAAAUUCUUGGUUUAAAUUAUGGUGAAAAAUAUAUAAAUAAAAGUGAUUUAUCUAAAUUACGUUAUGGAAAGUUAAUGAUUAUGGCCGAUCAAGAUCAAGACGGUAGUCAUAUUAAAGGUCUUGUUAUUAAUUUUAUACAUUAUAAAUGGCCAAAUUUACUCAAACAUGAUUAUAUUGAAGUAUUUAUUACACCAAUUCUAAAAGUUACAAAAGGUAAUGAUGUAAUUCCAUUUUAUUCUAUGCCUGAAUUUGAACAAUGGCAAGCAUCAACACCAAAUUGGCAAAAAUGGAAAUGCAAAUACUACAAAGGUUUGGGUACAUCUACAGCUAAAGAAGCAAAAGAAUAUUUUUCUAAUAUGGAUCGUCAUCGUAUUAUAUUUAAAUAUGAUUCAAUUAAAGAUGAUUUAGCUAUACAAUUAGCAUUUAAUAGUGCAUUAAGUGAUGAUCGUAAAGAUUGGAUUAAAUGGCAUACAGAAGAUGUUAAUCAAAGACGUGAACAAAAUUUACCAGCCGAUUAUUUAUAUAGAAAAGAUACAAAACAAAUUAAUUUUAAUGAUUUUAUUAAUAAAGAACUUGUUCUUUUUUCUAAAUCAAGUACUGAACGUGCAAUUCCAAGUAUUAUGGAUGGUCUCAAACCUGGUCAACGUAAAAUAAUGUUUGUUUGUUUUACAAAAAAUUUAAUACGUGAAAUAAAAGUAGCACAAUUGGGUGGUAAAGUAGCUGAAAAUUCGGCUUAUCAUCAUGGUGAACAAUCAUUAACAAAUACAAUUGUUGGUCUUGCACAAAAUUUUGUUGGUUCAAAUAAUAUUAACUUUCUUGUACCAGCUGGUCAAUUCGGUACACGUUUGCAUGGUGGUAGUGAUGCUGCAUCAGCACGUUAUAUUUUUACACGACUUAGCGGAACUGAGAAAUAUCAUACUGAUACAACAGUUCGUUUUGUUGUUAAAUUAUCUCAAGCACAAUUUGUUAAAUUUAAUGAAUCUGGUCUUCAUAAAAGUUUUCGUUUACAAGAAACAUUUAAAUUAACAAAUAUGGUUCUUUUUGAUCAUAAUGGUAUAUUACAUCGUUACAAAAGUCCUGAAGAAAUUUGUCAAGAAUUUUUUAUGGUUCGUCUUAUAAUGUAUGUUAAACGAAAAGAAUAUAUGGUUGGAACAUUACAAUCACAAUGUUUAAAAUUAGAUAAUAUAGCAAGAUUUAUUAAAGAAAAAAUUGAAAAUAUUAUUAGUGUUGAAAAUAAAAAGAUAAGUGCAGUUGUUGAAAUGCUUAUCGAACGUAAAUAUGAUCGAGAUCCAGAAAAAGUUUGGCGUGAAGAAGCAAAAAAGAAGUUUGCUGUUGAGAUUCAAACAAAUACUAAUAAUGAUAAUCCAGAUCAAUUAGAUGAUUUGCAACAAAAACAAGAGGACGAUGAAGAUGAAGAAAAUGAUGAUGAUGAUGAAAAUACUAAUAAAAAAGCAAAACCAACUACAUCAUCAACAGCAAAUAAAAUUGAUACAACCUAUUAUGAUUAUUUAAUUAAUAUGUCACUACGUAAUUUAACAAAAGAACGACGAAAUGAAAUUCUUAAAGAACAACAAGAAAAACAUGAAAAACUUGAUGCUUUACAAAAAAAAUCUCCUGAAGAUUUAUACGAAGAUGAUCUUGAUCAUUUUGAAGCUGAAUAUCAUAAAGCUAUUGAAAAAGAACGUGCUGAUGAAAUGUCUGAAGUCGCCCAUUAUACAACAAAAAAAGCCGCUGGCACUACUACUACUGAUGGUAAAAGUCGUAAAAAACAAGUAAUUAAACCACAACGUGCUGAAACAAAACCUGCUCCAAAUGGUCAACGUAUACAACCAGUUAUUGAUCCAGCAUUUGUAAAAAAAGUUACUGAAGAACUUAUGAAACGUAAUCGAGAAGAAAAAACUAUUGCUGAUAAACGAACAAUUAUUGAAUAUCUUGUUAAAGAAGGUGUUACAUCUCAAGAAAUAUCUGAAAUAAUGCAAAUACGUUGUAAAGAAAAAAAACGAAUCGGCAAUGUCAUAGAAAAGAAAUCAAAUGAAACAACAAAAGAAAAAAAAAUGGAUGGUACAAUAGAUGAAAAUAGUAAUUCAUCAAUGAUUUCAAUUGAUGGAAAAGAUAAUUCAGAAAAUAUCAAACAAGAAAUGUCACCAAAACGUAAUGCAAAACGUACAGUAAAAGGAAAAGUUGUUAAAUAUGGUAGUGAUGAAGAUAGUAGUAAUGAAAAUCAAGAAAAUAUUGGUGAUAAUGAAUCAGAUUAUGUUGGUAGUGAUUCAGAGAUAGAAAAGAAAAUUAAAAAAACAAAAUCAAAACCAAAAAUACCAUCACCCGAAAAGAAAAAUGCAUUAAGUGUUCUUAUGCAAAAUCGACAAAAUAAAGAUGAAAAUAAAACAGAAAAACCAAAAAAACCUCGAACUAAAAAAGAUCCCGAUGCAACAACAAAGAAAGAAACUGUUAAAAAAGAGACAAAAACAGCAAAACGACCAAAACCAACAGCUGAAAGUGAUGAUGAUGAUAUCACCAUUCUAUCAACAUCACCUAGUGCAAAUAAAAAAGCUCGUACACAACGUGAUGCUGCUGCGAAAAAAAAUUAUCAUAUUUCAGAUGAUGACGAUUUCGAUUAA